Messenger RNA from Danio rerio (zebrafish), 39605 nucleotides. Lineage: Eukaryota; Metazoa; Chordata; Actinopteri; Cypriniformes; Danionidae. The record is from RefSeq and is a predicted model, not a curated record.
CACACAGUUUGUCAUCCACUUUGCUGUCAGUCACCUGAGCUGUCACACAGCAAAAAUGAUGAACUGAGAACAACACGAGAAAGAGCAUCAUGACCGGCAGACUGAUAUUACUAUCGGCCCUCUGUGUGGCAUCGGUGGUGAGCCCAGGUAAUGCACAGUGCAAUGCAACACAAUCAAAUGAAACAGCACCAUGCAGUCUCACUACUGCGAGCACUACCAAUCAAACCCUGGACCGCUGUAAUCCCAUCAAUCUCCGAAAUUUCAGCUCUCUGGGAGUUUCUUCAAUCGAGGGCAUUGCUGACACUUUUGGUGCUUUAGCCACACUGACUGCGGAGAAUGCACAGAACGUGGAGUUUGUUCAGUCUUGGCUGUGUGUCAAGCUGGUUCCAAUUCUCCCAUUUGUGAACUCAGACUUCAUGUACAACAUGAGCAAGAUCAACUUUUCAUGUGCCUCCUAUCAGGAAAUAAUAAAAACACUCAGUGAGCAGGCGACACAAAUCAAUGAGACAUUAAAGUCCUCCAUCUACACCCAGUUCAUUAAGCCAUUCUUGUCUAGAAAAUUUCCAGAUGCUGCCUGUAAUUCUAACAAUAUGAGCAGCGCAGACUGGCUCAAUAGGAAUUUUGCUGAGUUCUUCAAGUAUGCUACCUUGAAGGACCUUCAAACUCUAAACAGAGACUUUUACAAUUUUUUUUCAUCAUUACGACUGCUGAGCCCUACCCAAGUAGCUGAACUCACCCUGAGCUCUGGAGCGCUCAACAACACGGACCAGAUCGGUGCUAUGUUCCUCCGACUAGAGGAAGGCAACGCUUUUGUGAACGUGGAGGAGUUUCUGACAAAACUCAGUGCAGCUCCAGAGGUUCCGGACAUCAGCCCUGCUGUGAGCGACGUGAUGAUGAACCGCACCUUCACAAUCAUUGGAACCAAAUUCCACAAGUUUGAGACUCGGGAUUGGCUGGUGUGGUUCACCGUGAAUCUCAUUCCUAUCCUUCCCAGUUUCACCUCAGAGAUGCUGGUUAAGGUCACAGUUACAGUCAACUGCACCAACUACCGCGUGAUCGUUGAGGGACUUGGAAUGGUUUUCCAGAAAAUGACAUUGAGCAGGAGCCAUGAGAUAACCAGCAUUCUGGUGGAGCACCUGAAGGCUGCUUCUUCCCAAUUCAGUAUGCCAGGUUGCAGACAGAAAACUGAAAGCGUUACCCAAUGGCUCGACAGCAACUUGGGCCCAUUCUCCUCAUUGGCCAGUUACUCGGACCUCAAGGCCCUGAACAUCAGUGUGUUGGCAGCUCUGGGAUCCCUGUCACCUGAUCAGAAAGCAGAGCUGCUGUUGGAUCGGACCACCGGUGCUCUAGAAAACGUGACCGUGGUACAGGAGGUGAUGAUCAGCAUCCUGAACUCUUCAGAUGGGAAUCAGCUUGAGAUGUUCUUUGAAAAAUUUGUUGUAGUCUGCCACGAGGAAAAUAUUACCUUCAUUGCAAACGUGGCUGUACGAGACACAAUGCUGAAUCUGACCAUGACUGCCCUGGCUCCCAAACUUCCCCUAUUUGAAACAAGCGACUAUGAGCUGUGGUUCCAAACCAAUCUGGUGGUCCUGCUGGCCAGCUUCAGUCCUUCAGUGCUGGAGGUCAUCCCUGCCAACAUCACAUGCGAAUCUUACCAAGCAAUACGGGAAGGCAUGAAGAUAGCUUUGGCAGAUCUUCCCUCAGGAGUUGGAGUAGAGCUAAAUUCAAGUGUAGACACACUUCAACAUUCACCACCAAAAGCCUGCACGACUCCACCACCCACCACACCCCCCACAGUGCCCCCCACCAUGCCAUCCACCACACCGUCCCCAGUACCACCCACUGCACCACCGACCGUGUCCCCCACCGCUGUUUGCGAGGAAACAUUGAUCGAUGAGGAAAGGCUUUGUGCAGGUGUAGACAGUGAACAACUUCAGACAUCAGGCAGCGUCGCGGCUCAACUCUGCAACUUCAGCAUUCCUGAAUAUGCCUGCUCUUCAGUUGCGUCCUCUCUGUCCUCUGAUGACCUCGUCACGCUGCUGACCUGCAAGGCAUCAACGGUCAUGAGCAACAGCACAGAGAUGUGGAAGCUUUUCUUCCAGAAAGUCACUGGGGUUCUGGAGAAUGCGCUGUCCGUGUACUCCAGUCAGAACCUAAGCAACGGUCAUGCUGUAUCCAACAUUCUGGAUGCCAUUGGACAGCUGACAAUCAGCAACUUUAGCGCUUCACAGCUGACAAAUGCCAGCUUCAUUACAGCCUGGUUCCAGGAGCGUCUGAGACCGUUUUUGCCAUCUGUCUCUGUGGAGUUUCUAUCCUGCUUGAGUACCAAGAACUUCAGCUGUGACUCCUACCAAGCAGCGGUGCUGGGUCUCAGCCGUCAAUCAUCGCUCAUGGCAAUGGAGACAAAACAGGACGUCUUCAAUGCUUUCAUCAAACCCUUCCUCUCAAGAGCUGACCGAACAGAUGCUGCCUGUCUUUCCAAAAUGACGAGCAGCGCUGAAUGGCUUGAGAAGAACUUUGGCCUGUUCUCUGGCUAUGCUACUGUGGAGUUUUUAGAAGCCCUGAAUGUGAAUUUCUCCAGUUUGGGAUCGCUGUCACUGCUGAACCCUACUCAAGUAGCUGAAAUCACCCUGAGCUCUGGAGCGCUAAACAACACUGAUCAGAUCGUGGUUGUGUUUGACCGGCUGGAGAAAGGCGACGCUUUCCUGAACAUGAAGGAAUUUCUGACAGAACUAAAUGCAGCUCCAGAGAUUCCUGUCAUCAGCUCUGCUGUGAGUGACGUGAUGAUGAACCGCACCUUCGCAAUCAUUGAAGGCUAUUUCCGGAAAUUUGAGACUCACGAUUGGGUGGUGUGGUUCACCGUGAAUCUCGUUCCCAUCCUCCCCAGUUUCACCACAGAAAUGCUGGUUAAGGUCACAGCUUCAGUCAACUGCACCGACUACCGUGUGAUAGUUAAGGGAUUGGGAAUCAAUUUCCAGAGAAUGACAUUUACCAGGAGGCAGGAGAUAACCAAUGUUCUGGUCGAGCACCUAAAGACAACUGCUGCCAAAUUCAGCAUGCCAGGUUGCAGACAGAAAACUGAAAGCGCUGCUGAAUGGCUCGACACCAACUUGGGUCGAUUCUCCUCUUUAGCCAGUUACUCAGACCUCAAGUCCCUGAACAUUAGCAUGUUGGCAGCUCUGGGAUCCCUAGCACCCGAUCAGAAAGCAGAGCUACUGUUGGAUCCAUCCACCGAUGCUCUAGACAAUGUCACCGUGGUACAGGAGGUGUUGACCAGCAUACUGACGUCUCCAGAUGAGAAACAACUUGAGAUGUUUUUUGAAACAUUUGUGAAAGUCAGCAAAGUGGAAAGUAUAACCUACAUCGAAAACGUGGCUGUCCGAGACACAAUGCUGAAUCUGACCAUGACUGCCCUGGCUCCCAAACUUCCCCUAUUUGAAACAAGCGACUAUGAGCUGUGGUUCCAAACCAAUCUGGUGGUCCUGCUGGCCAGCUUCAGUCCUACAGUGCUGGAAGUCAUCCCUGCCAACAUCACAUGCGAAUCUUACCAAGCAAUACUGGAAGGCAUGAAGAUAGCUUUGGCAGAUCUUCCGUCAGGAGUUGGAGUAGAGCUAAAUUCAAGUGUAGACACACUUCAACAUUCACCACCAAAAGCCUGCACGACUCCACCACCCACCACACCCCCCACAGUGCCCCCCACCAUGCCAUCCACCACACCGUCCCCAGUACCACCCACUGCACCACCGACCGUGUCCCCCACCGCUGUUUGCGAGGAAACAUUGAUCGAUGAGGAAAGGCUUUGUGCAGGUGUAGACAGUGAACAACUUCAGACAUCAGGCAGCGUCGCGGCUCAACUCUGCAACUUCAGCAUUCCUGAAUAUGCCUGCUCUUCAGUUGCGUCCUCUCUGUCCUCUGAUGACCUCGUCACGCUGCUGACCUGCAAGGCAUCAACGGUCAUGAGCAACAGCACAGAGAUGUGGAAGCUUUUCUUCCAGAAAGUCACUGGGGUUCUGGAGAAUGCGCUGUCCGUGUACUCCAGUCAGAACCUAAGCAACGGUCAUGCUGCAUCCAACAUUCUGGAUGCCAUUGGACAGCUGACAAUCAGCAACUUUAGCGCUUCACAGCUGACAAAUGCCAGCUUCAUUACAGCCUGGUUCCAGGAGCGUCUGAGACCGUUUUUGCCAUCUGUCUCUGUGGAGUUUCUAUCCUGCUUGAGUACCAAGAACUUCAGCUGUGACUCCUACCAAGCAGCGGUGCUGGGUCUCAGCCGUCAAUCAUCGCUCAUGGCAAUGGAGACAAAACAGGACGUCUUCAAUGCUUUCAUCAAACCCUUCCUCUCAAGAGCUGACCGAACAGAUGCUGCCUGUCUUUCCAAAAUGACGAGCAGCGCUGAAUGGCUUGAGAAGAACUUUGGCCUGUUCUCUGGCUAUGCUACUGUGGAGUUUUUAGAAGCCCUGAAUGUCAAUUUCUCCAGUUUGGGAUCGCUGUCACUGCUGAACCCUACUCAAGUAGCUGAAAUCACCCUGAGCUCUGGAGCGCUAAACAACACUGAUCAGAUCGUGGUUGUGUUUGACCGGCUGGAGAAAGGCGACGCUUUCCUGAACAUGAAGGAAUUUCUGACAGAACUAAAUGCAGCUCCAGAGAUUCCUGUCAUCAGCCCUGCUGUGAGUGACGUGAUGAUGAACCGCACCUUCGCAAUCAUUGAAGGCUAUUUCCGGAAAUUUGAGACUCACGAUUGGGUGGUGUGGUUCACCGUGAAUCUCGUUCCCAUCCUCCCCAGUUUCACCACAGAAAUGCUGGUUAAGGUCACAGCUUCAGUCAACUGCACCGACUACCGUGUGAUAGUUAAGGGAUUGGGAAUCAAUUUCCAGAGAAUGACAUUUACCAGGAGGCAGGAGAUAACCAAUGUUCUGGUCGAGCACCUAAAGACAACUGCUGCCAAAUUCAGCAUGCCAGGUUGCAGACAGAAAACUGAAAGCGCUGCUGAAUGGCUCGACACCAACUUGGGUCGAUUCUCCUCUUCAGCCAGUUACUCAGACCUCAAGUCCCUGAACAUUAGCAUGUUGGCAGCUCUGGGAUCCCUAGCACCCGAUCAGAAAGCAGAGCUACUGUUGGAUCCAUCCACCGAUGCUCUAGACAAUGUCACCGUGGUACAGGAGGUGUUGACCAGCAUACUGACGUCUCCAGAUGAGAAACAACUUGAGAUGUUUUUUGAAACAUUUGUGAAAGUCAGCAAAGUGGAAAGUAUAACCUACAUCGAAAAUGUGGCUGUCCGAGACACAAUGCUGAAUCUGACCAUGACUGCCCUGGCUCCCAAACUUCCCCUAUUUGAAACAAGCGACUAUGAGCUGUGGUUCCAAACCAAUCUGGUGGUCCUGCUGGCCAGCUUCAGUCCUACAGUGCUGGAAGUCAUCCCUGCCAACAUCACAUGCGAAUCUUACCAAGCAAUACUGGAAGGCAUGAAGAUAGCUUUGGCAGAUCUUCCGUCAGGAGUUGGAGUAGAGCUAAAUUCAAGUGUAGACACACUUCAACAUUCACCACCAAAAGCCUGCACGACUCCACCACCCACCACACCCCCCACAGUGCCCCCCACCAUGCCAUCCACCACACCGUCCCCAGUACCACCCACUGCACCACCGACCGUGUCCCCCACCGCUGUUUGCGAGGAAACAUUGAUUGAUGAGGAAAGGCUUUGUGCAGGUGUAGACAGUGAACAACUUCAGACAUCAGGCAGCGUCGCGGCUCAACUCUGCAACUUCAGCAUUCCUGAAUAUGCCUGCUCUUCAGUUGCGUCCUCUCUGUCCUCUGAUGACCUCGUCACGCUGCUGACCUGCAAGGCAUCAACGGUCAUGAGCAACAGCACAGAGAUGUGGAAGCUUUUCUUCCAGAAAGUCACUGGGGUUCUGGAGAAUGCGCUGUCCGUGUACUCCAGUCAGAACCUAAGCAACGGUCAUGCUGCAUCCAACAUUCUGGAUGCCAUUGGACAGCUGACAAUCAGCAACUUUAGCGCUUCACAGCUGACAAAUGCCAGCUUCAUUACAGCCUGGUUCCAGGAGCGUCUGAGACCGUUUUUGCCAUCUGUCUCUGUGGAGUUUCUAUCCUGCUUGAGUACCAAGAACUUCAGCUGUGACUCCUACCAAGCAGCGGUGCUGGGUCUCAGCCGUCAAUCAUCGCUCAUGGCAAUGGAGACAAAACAGGACGUCUUCAAUGCUUUCAUCAAACCCUUCCUCUCAAGAGCUGACCGAACAGAUGCUGCCUGUCUUUCCAAAAUGACGAGCAGCGCUGAAUGGCUUGAGAAGAACUUUGGCCUGUUCUCUGGCUAUGCUACUGUGGAGUUUUUAGAAGCCCUGAAUGUGAAUUUCUCCAGUUUGGGAUCGCUGUCACUGCUGAACCCUACUCAAGUAGCUGAAAUCACCCUGAGCUCUGGAGCGCUAAACAACACUGAUCAGAUCGUGGUUGUGUUUGACCGGCUGGAGAAAGGCGACGCUUUCCUGAACAUGAAGGAAUUUCUGACAGAACUAAAUGCAGCUCCAGAGAUUCCUGUCAUCAGCCCUGCUGUGAGUGACGUGAUGAUGAACCGCACCUUCGCAAUCAUUGAAGGCUAUUUCCGGAAAUUUGAGACUCACGAUUGGGUGGUGUGGUUCACCGUGAAUCUCGUUCCCAUCCUCCCCAGUUUCACCACAGAAAUGCUGGUUAAGGUCACAGCUUCAGUCAACUGCACCGACUACCGUGUGAUAGUUAAGGGAUUGGGAAUCAAUUUCCAGAGAAUGACAUUUACCAGGAGGCAGGAGAUAACCAAUGUUCUGGUCGAGCACCUAAAGACAACUGCUGCCAAAUUCAGCAUGCCAGGUUGCAGACAGAAAACUGAAAGCGCUGCUGAAUGGCUCGACACCAACUUGGGUCGAUUCUCCUCUUCAGCCAGUUACUCAGACCUCAAGUCCCUGAACAUCAGCAUGUUGGCAGCUCUGGGAUCCCUAGCACCCGAUCAGAAAGCAGAGCUACUGUUGGAUCCAUCCACCGAUGCUCUAGACAAUGUCACCGUGGUACAGGAGGUGUUGACCAGCAUACUGACGUCUCCAGAUGAGAAACAACUUGAGAUGUUUUUUGAAACAUUUGUGAAAGUCAGCAAAGUGGAAAGUAUAACCUACAUCGAAAACGUGGCUGUCCGAGACACAAUGCUGAAUCUGACCAUGACUGCCCUGGCUCCCAAACUUCCCCUAUUUGAAACAAGCGACUAUGAGCUGUGGUUCCAAACCAAUCUGGUGGUCCUGCUGGCCAGCUUCAGUCCUACAGUGCUGGAAGUCAUCCCUGCCAACAUCACAUGCGAAUCUUACCAAGCAAUACUGGAAGGCAUGAAGAUAGCUUUGGCAGAUCUUCCGUCAGGAGUUGGAGUAGAGCUAAAUUCAAGUGUAGACACACUUCAACAUUCACCACCAAAAGCCUGCACGACUCCACCACCCACCACACCCCCCACAGUGCCCCCCACCAUGCCAUCCACCACACCGUCCCCAGUACCACCCACUGCACCACCGACCGUGUCCCCCACCGCUGUUUGCGAGGAAACAUUGAUCGAUGAGGAAAGGCUUUGUGCAGGUGUAGACAGUGAACAACUUCAGACAUCAGGCAGCGUCGCGGCUCAACUCUGCAACUUCAGCAUUCCUGAAUAUGCCUGCUCUUCAGUUGCGUCCUCUCUGUCCUCUGAUGACCUCGUCACGCUGCUGACCUGCAAGGCAUCAACGGUCAUGAGCAACAGCACAGAGAUGUGGAAGCUUUUCUUCCAGAAAGUCACUGGGGUUCUGGAGAAUGCGCUGUCCGUGUACUCCAGUCAGAACCUAAGCAACGGUCAUGCUGCAUCCAACAUUCUGGAUGCCAUUGGACAGCUGACAAUCAGCAACUUUAGCGCUUCACAGCUGACAAAUGCCAGCUUCAUUACAGCCUGGUUCCAGGAGCGUCUGAGACCGUUUUUGCCAUCUGUCUCUGUGGAGUUUCUAUCCUGCUUGAGUACCAAGAACUUCAGCUGUGACUCCUACCAAGCAGCGGUGCUGGGUCUCAGCCGUCAAUCAUCGCUCAUGGCAAUGGAGACAAAACAGGACGUCUUCAAUGCUUUCAUCAAACCCUUCCUCUCAAGAGCUGACCGAACAGAUGCUGCCUGUCUUUCCAAAAUGACGAGCAGCGCUGAAUGGCUUGAGAAGAACUUUGGCCUGUUCUCUGGCUAUGCUACUGUGGAGUUUUUAGAAGCCCUGAAUGUCAAUUUCUCCAGUUUGGGAUCGCUGUCACUGCUGAACCCUACUCAAGUAGCUGAAAUCACCCUGAGCUCUGGAGCGCUAAACAACACUGAUCAGAUCGUGGUUGUGUUUGACCGGCUGGAGAAAGGCGACGCUUUCCUGAACAUGAAGGAAUUUCUGACAGAACUAAAUGCAGCUCCAGAGAUUCCUGUCAUCAGCCCUGCUGUGAGUGACGUGAUGAUGAACCGCACCUUCGCAAUCAUUGAAGGCUAUUUCCGGAAAUUUGAGACUCACGAUUGGGUGGUGUGGUUCACCGUGAAUCUCGUUCCCAUCCUCCCCAGUUUCACCACAGAAAUGCUGGUUAAGGUCACAGCUUCAGUCAACUGCACCGACUACCGUGUGAUAGUUAAGGGAUUGGGAAUCAAUUUCCAGAGAAUGACAUUUACCAGGAGGCAGGAGAUAACCAAUGUUCUGGUCGAGCACCUAAAGACAACUGCUGCCAAAUUCAGCAUGCCAGGUUGCAGACAGAAAACUGAAAGCGCUGCUGAAUGGCUCGACACCAACUUGGGUCGAUUCUCCUCUUCAGCCAGUUACUCAGACCUCAAGUCCCUGAACAUUAGCAUGUUGGCAGCUCUGGGAUCCCUAGCACCCGAUCAGAAAGCAGAGCUACUGUUGGAUCCAUCCACCGAUGCUCUAGACAAUGUCACCGUGGUACAGGAGGUGUUGACCAGCAUACUGACGUCUCCAGAUGAGAAACAACUUGAGAUGUUUUUUGAAACAUUUGUGAAAGUCAGCAAAGUGGAAAGUAUAACCUACAUCGAAAAUGUGGCUGUCCGAGACACAAUGCUGAAUCUGACCAUGACUGCCCUGGCUCCCAAACUUCCCCUAUUUGAAACAAGCGACUAUGAGCUGUGGUUCCAAACCAAUCUGGUGGUCCUGCUGGCCAGCUUCAGUCCUACAGUGCUGGAAGUCAUCCCUGCCAACAUCACAUGCGAAUCUUACCAAGCAAUACUGGAAGGCAUGAAGAUAGCUUUGGCAGAUCUUCCGUCAGGAGUUGGAGUAGAGCUAAAUUCAAGUGUAGACACACUUCAACAUUCACCACCAAAAGCCUGCACGACUCCACCACCCACCACACCCCCCACAGUGCCCCCCACCAUGCCAUCCACCACACCGUCCCCAGUACCACCCACUGCACCACCGACCGUGUCCCCCACCGCUGUUUGCGAGGAAACAUUGAUCGAUGAGGAAAGGCUUUGUGCAGGUGUAGACAGUGAACAACUUCAGACAUCAGGCAGCGUCGCGGCUCAACUCUGCAACUUCAGCAUUCCUGAAUAUGCCUGCUCUUCAGUUGCGUCCUCUCUGUCCUCUGAUGACCUCGUCACGCUGCUGACCUGCAAGGCAUCAACGGUCAUGAGCAACAGCACAGAGAUGUGGAAGCUUUUCUUCCAGAAAGUCACUGGGGUUCUGGAGAAUGCGCUGUCCGUGUACUCCAGUCAGAACCUAAGCAACGGUCAUGCUGCAUCCAACAUUCUGGAUGCCAUUGGACAGCUGACAAUCAGCAACUUUAGCGCUUCACAGCUGACAAAUGCCAGCUUCAUUACAGCCUGGUUCCAGGAGCGUCUGAGACCGUUUUUGCCAUCUGUCUCUGUGGAGUUUCUAUCCUGCUUGAGUACCAAGAACUUCAGCUGUGACUCCUACCAAGCAGCGGUGCUGGGUCUCAGCCGUCAAUCAUCGCUCAUGGCAAUGGAGACAAAACAGGACGUCUUCAAUGCUUUCAUCAAACCCUUCCUCUCAAGAGCUGACCGAACAGAUGCUGCCUGUCUUUCCAAAAUGACGAGCAGCGCUGAAUGGCUUGAGAAGAACUUUGGCCUGUUCUCUGGCUAUGCUACUGUGGAGUUUUUAGAAGCCCUGAAUGUCAAUUUCUCCAGUUUGGGAUCGCUGUCACUGCUGAACCCUACUCAAGUAGCUGAAAUCACCCUGAGCUCUGGAGCGCUAAACAACACUGAUCAGAUCGUGGUUGUGUUUGACCGGCUGGAGAAAGGCGACGCUUUCCUGAACAUGAAGGAAUUUCUGACAGAACUAAAUGCAGCUCCAGAGAUUCCUGUCAUCAGCCCUGCUGUGAGUGACGUGAUGAUGAACCGCACCUUCGCAAUCAUUGAAGGCUAUUUCCGGAAAUUUGAGACUCACGAUUGGGUGGUGUGGUUCACCGUGAAUCUCGUUCCCAUCCUCCCCAGUUUCACCACAGAAAUGCUGGUUAAGGUCACAGCUUCAGUCAACUGCACCGACUACCGUGUGAUAGUUAAGGGAUUGGGAAUCAAUUUCCAGAGAAUGACAUUUACCAGGAGGCAGGAGAUAACCAAUGUUCUGGUCGAGCACCUAAAGACAACUGCUGCCAAAUUCAGCAUGCCAGGUUGCAGACAGAAAACUGAAAGCGCUGCUGAAUGGCUCGACACCAACUUGGGUCGAUUCUCCUCUUCAGCCAGUUACUCAGACCUCAAGUCCCUGAACAUUAGCAUGUUGGCAGCUCUGGGAUCCCUAGCACCCGAUCAGAAAGCAGAGCUACUGUUGGAUCCAUCCACCGAUGCUCUAGACAAUGUCACCGUGGUACAGGAGGUGUUGACCAGCAUACUGACGUCUCCAGAUGAGAAACAACUUGAGAUGUUUUUUGAAACAUUUGUGAAAGUCAGCAAAGUGGAAAGUAUAACCUACAUCGAAAAUGUGGCUGUCCGAGACACAAUGCUGAAUCUGACCAUGACUGCCCUGGCUCCCAAACUUCCCCUAUUUGAAACAAGCGACUAUGAGCUGUGGUUCCAAACCAAUCUGGUGGUCCUGCUGGCCAGCUUCAGUCCUACAGUGCUGGAAGUCAUCCCUGCCAACAUCACAUGCGAAUCUUACCAAGCAAUACUGGAAGGCAUGAAGAUAGCUUUGGCAGAUCUUCCGUCAGGAGUUGGAGUAGAGCUAAAUUCAAGUGUAGACACACUUCAACAUUCACCACCAAAAGCCUGCACGACUCCACCACCCACCACACCCCCCACAGUGCCCCCCACCAUGCCAUCCACCACACCGUCCCCAGUACCACCCACUGCACCACCGACCGUGUCCCCCACCGCUGUUUGCGAGGAAACAUUGAUCGAUGAGGAAAGGCUUUGUGCAGGUGUAGACAGUGAACAACUUCAGACAUCAGGCAGCGUCGCGGCUCAACUCUGCAACUUCAGCAUUCCUGAAUAUGCCUGCUCUUCAGUUGCGUCCUCUCUGUCCUCUGAUGACCUCGUCACGCUGCUGACCUGCAAGGCAUCAACGGUCAUGAGCAACAGCACAGAGAUGUGGAAGCUUUUCUUCCAGAAAGUCACUGGGGUUCUGGAGAAUGCGCUGUCCGUGUACUCCAGUCAGAACCUAAGCAACGGUCAUGCUGCAUCCAACAUUCUGGAUGCCAUUGGACAGCUGACAAUCAGCAACUUUAGCGCUUCACAGCUGACAAAUGCCAGCUUCAUUACAGCCUGGUUCCAGGAGCGUCUGAGACCGUUUUUGCCAUCUGUCUCUGUGGAGUUUCUAUCCUGCUUGAGUACCAAGAACUUCAGCUGUGACUCCUACCAAGCAGCGGUGCUGGGUCUCAGCCGUCAAUCAUCGCUCAUGGCAAUGGAGACAAAACAGGACGUCUUCAAUGCUUUCAUCAAACCCUUCCUCUCAAGAGCUGACCGAACAGAUGCUGCCUGUCUUUCCAAAAUGACGAGCAGCGCUGAAUGGCUUGAGAAGAACUUUGGCCUGUUCUCUGGCUAUGCUACUGUGGAGUUUUUAGAAGCCCUGAAUGUCAAUUUCUCCAGUUUGGGAUCGCUGUCACUGCUGAACCCUACUCAAGUAGCUGAAAUCACCCUGAGCUCUGGAGCGCUAAACAACACUGAUCAGAUCGUGGUUGUGUUUGACCGGCUGGAGAAAGGCGACGCUUUCCUGAACAUGAAGGAAUUUCUGACAGAACUAAAUGCAGCUCCAGAGAUUCCUGUCAUCAGCCCUGCUGUGAGUGACGUGAUGAUGAACCGCACCUUCGCAAUCAUUGAAGGCUAUUUCCGGAAAUUUGAGACUCACGAUUGGGUGGUGUGGUUCACCGUGAAUCUCGUUCCCAUCCUCCCCAGUUUCACCACAGAAAUGCUGGUUAAGGUCACAGCUUCAGUCAACUGCACCGACUACCGUGUGAUAGUUAAGGGAUUGGGAAUCAAUUUCCAGAGAAUGACAUUUACCAGGAGGCAGGAGAUAACCAAUGUUCUGGUCGAGCACCUAAAGACAACUGCUGCCAAAUUCAGCAUGCCAGGUUGCAGACAGAAAACUGAAAGCGCUGCUGAAUGGCUCGACACCAACUUGGGUCGAUUCUCCUCUUCAGCCAGUUACUCAGACCUCAAGUCCCUGAACAUUAGCAUGUUGGCAGCUCUGGGAUCCCUAGCACCCGAUCAGAAAGCAGAGCUACUGUUGGAUCCAUCCACCGAUGCUCUAGACAAUGUCACCGUGGUACAGGAGGUGUUGACCAGCAUACUGACGUCUCCAGAUGAGAAACAACUUGAGAUGUUUUUUGAAACAUUUGUGAAAGUCAGCAAAGUGGAAAGUAUAACCUACAUCGAAAAUGUGGCUGUCCGAGACACAAUGCUGAAUCUGACCAUGACUGCCCUGGCUCCCAAACUUCCCCUAUUUGAAACAAGCGACUAUGAGCUGUGGUUCCAAACCAAUCUGGUGGUCCUGCUGGCCAGCUUCAGUCCUACAGUGCUGGAAGUCAUCCCUGCCAACAUCACAUGCGAAUCUUACCAAGCAAUACUGGAAGGCAUGAAGAUAGCUUUGGCAGAUCUUCCGUCAGGAGUUGGAGUAGAGCUAAAUUCAAGUGUAGACACACUUCAACAUUCACCACCAAAAGCCUGCACGACUCCACCACCCACCACACCCCCCACAGUGCCCCCCACCAUGCCAUCCACCACACCGUCCCCAGUACCACCCACUGCACCACCGACCGUGUCCCCCACCGCUGUUUGCGAGGAAACAUUGAUCGAUGAGGAAAGGCUUUGUGCAGGUGUAGACAGUGAACAACUUCAGACAUCAGGCAGCGUCGCGGCUCAACUCUGCAACUUCAGCAUUCCUGAAUAUGCCUGCUCUUCAGUUGCGUCCUCUCUGUCCUCUGAUGACCUCGUCACGCUGCUGACCUGCAAGGCAUCAACGGUCAUGAGCAACAGCACAGAGAUGUGGAAGCUUUUCUUCCAGAAAGUCACUGGGGUUCUGGAGAAUGCGCUGUCCGUGUACUCCAGUCAGAACCUAAGCAACGGUCAUGCUGCAUCCAACAUUCUGGAUGCCAUUGGACAGCUGACAAUCAGCAACUUUAGCGCUUCACAGCUGACAAAUGCCAGCUUCAUUACAGCCUGGUUCCAGGAGCGUCUGAGACCGUUUUUGCCAUCUGUCUCUGUGGAGUUUCUAUCCUGCUUGAGUACCAAGAACUUCAGCUGUGACUCCUACCAAGCAGCGGUGCUGGGUCUCAGCCGUCAAUCAUCGCUCAUGGCAAUGGAGACAAAACAGGACGUCUUCAAUGCUUUCAUCAAACCCUUCCUCUCAAGAGCUGACCGAACAGAUGCUGCCUGUCUUUCCAAAAUGACGAGCAGCGCUGAAUGGCUUGAGAAGAACUUUGGCCUGUUCUCUGGCUAUGCUACUGUGGAGUUUUUAGAAGCCCUGAAUGUCAAUUUCUCCAGUUUGGGAUCGCUGUCACUGCUGAACCCUACUCAAGUAGCUGAAAUCACCCUGAGCUCUGGAGCGCUAAACAACACUGAUCAGAUCGUGGUUGUGUUUGACCGGCUGGAGAAAGGCGACGCUUUCCUGAACAUGAAGGAAUUUCUGACAGAACUAAAUGCAGCUCCAGAGAUUCCUGUCAUCAGCCCUGCUGUGAGUGACGUGAUGAUGAACCGCACCUUCGCAAUCAUUGAAGGCUAUUUCCGGAAAUUUGAGACUCACGAUUGGGUGGUGUGGUUCACCGUGAAUCUCGUUCCCAUCCUCCCCAGUUUCACCACAGAAAUGCUGGUUAAGGUCACAGCUUCAGUCAACUGCACCGACUACCGUGUGAUAGUUAAGGGAUUGGGAAUCAAUUUCCAGAGAAUGACAUUUACCAGGAGGCAGGAGAUAACCAAUGUUCUGGUCGAGCACCUAAAGACAACUGCUGCCAAAUUCAGCAUGCCAGGUUGCAGACAGAAAACUGAAAGCGCUGCUGAAUGGCUCGACACCAACUUGGGUCGAUUCUCCUCUUCAGCCAGUUACUCAGACCUCAAGUCCCUGAACAUUAGCAUGUUGGCAGCUCUGGGAUCCCUAGCACCCGAUCAGAAAGCAGAGCUACUGUUGGAUCCAUCCACCGAUGCUCUAGACAAUGUCACCGUGGUACAGGAGGUGUUGACCAGCAUACUGACGUCUCCAGAUGAGAAACAACUUGAGAUGUUUUUUGAAACAUUUGUGAAAGUCAGCAAAGUGGAAAGUAUAACCUACAUCGAAAAUGUGGCUGUCCGAGACACAAUGCUGAAUCUGACCAUGACUGCCCUGGCUCCCAAACUUCCCCUAUUUGAAACAAGCGACUAUGAGCUGUGGUUCCAAACCAAUCUGGUGGUCCUGCUGGCCAGCUUCAGUCCUACAGUGCUGGAAGUCAUCCCUGCCAACAUCACAUGCGAAUCUUACCAAGCAAUACUGGAAGGCAUGAAGAUAGCUUUGGCAGAUCUUCCGUCAGGAGUUGGAGUAGAGCUAAAUUCAAGUGUAGACACACUUCAACAUUCACCACCAAAAGCCUGCACGACUCCACCACCCACCACACCCCCCACAGUGCCCCCCACCAUGCCAUCCACCACACCGUCCCCAGUACCACCCACUGCACCACCGACCGUGUCCCCCACCGCUGUUUGCGAGGAAACAUUGAUCGAUGAGGAAAGGCUUUGUGCAGGUGUAGACAGUGAACAACUUCAGACAUCAGGCAGCGUCGCGGCUCAACUCUGCAACUUCAGCAUUCCUGAAUAUGCCUGCUCUUCAGUUGCGUCCUCUCUGUCCUCUGAUGACCUCGUCACGCUGCUGACCUGCAAGGCAUCAACGGUCAUGAGCAACAGCACAGAGAUGUGGAAGCUUUUCUUCCAGAAAGUCACUGGGGUUCUGGAGAAUGCGCUGUCCGUGUACUCCAGUCAGAACCUAAGCAACGGUCAUGCUGCAUCCAACAUUCUGGAUGCCAUUGGACAGCUGACAAUCAGCAACUUUAGCGCUUCACAGCUGACAAAUGCCAGCUUCAUUACAGCCUGGUUCCAGGAGCGUCUGAGACCGUUUUUGCCAUCUGUCUCUGUGGAGUUUCUAUCCUGCUUGAGUACCAAGAACUUCAGCUGUGACUCCUACCAAGCAGCGGUGCUGGGUCUCAGCCGUCAAUCAUCGCUCAUGGCAAUGGAGACAAAACAGGACGUCUUCAAUGCUUUCAUCAAACCCUUCCUCUCAAGAGCUGACCGAACAGAUGCUGCCUGUCUUUCCAAAAUGACGAGCAGCGCUGAAUGGCUUGAGAAGAACUUUGGCCUGUUCUCUGGCUAUGCUACUGUGGAGUUUUUAGAAGCCCUGAAUGUCAAUUUCUCCAGUUUGGGAUCGCUGUCACUGCUGAACCCUACUCAAGUAGCUGAAAUCACCCUGAGCUCUGGAGCGCUAAACAACACUGAUCAGAUCGUGGUUGUGUUUGACCGGCUGGAGAAAGGCGACGCUUUCCUGAACAUGAAGGAAUUUCUGACAGAACUAAAUGCAGCUCCAGAGAUUCCUGUCAUCAGCCCUGCUGUGAGUGACGUGAUGAUGAACCGCACCUUCGCAAUCAUUGAAGGCUAUUUCCGGAAAUUUGAGACUCACGAUUGGGUGGUGUGGUUCACCGUGAAUCUCGUUCCCAUCCUCCCCAGUUUCACCACAGAAAUGCUGGUUAAGGUCACAGCUUCAGUCAACUGCACCGACUACCGUGUGAUAGUUAAGGGAUUGGGAAUCAAUUUCCAGAGAAUGACAUUUACCAGGAGGCAGGAGAUAACCAAUGUUCUGGUCGAGCACCUAAAGACAACUGCUGCCAAAUUCAGCAUGCCAGGUUGCAGACAGAAAACUGAAAGCGCUGCUGAAUGGCUCGACACCAACUUGGGUCGAUUCUCCUCUUCAGCCAGUUACUCAGACCUCAAGUCCCUGAACAUUAGCAUGUUGGCAGCUCUGGGAUCCCUAGCACCCGAUCAGAAAGCAGAGCUACUGUUGGAUCCAUCCACCGAUGCUCUAGACAAUGUCACCGUGGUACAGGAGGUGUUGACCAGCAUACUGACGUCUCCAGAUGAGAAACAACUUGAGAUGUUUUUUGAAACAUUUGUGAAAGUCAGCAAAGUGGAAAGUAUAACCUACAUCGAAAAUGUGGCUGUCCGAGACACAAUGCUGAAUCUGACCAUGACUGCCCUGGCUCCCAAACUUCCCCUAUUUGAAACAAGCGACUAUGAGCUGUGGUUCCAAACCAAUCUGGUGGUCCUGCUGGCCAGCUUCAGUCCUACAGUGCUGGAAGUCAUCCCUGCCAACAUCACAUGCGAAUCUUACCAAGCAAUACUGGAAGGCAUGAAGAUAGCUUUGGCAGAUCUUCCGUCAGGAGUUGGAGUAGAGCUAAAUUCAAGUGUAGACACACUUCAACAUUCACCACCAAAAGCCUGCACGACUCCACCACCCACCACACCCCCCACAGUGCCCCCCACCAUGCCAUCCACCACACCGUCCCCAGUACCACCCACUGCACCACCGACCGUGUCCCCCACCGCUGUUUGCGAGGAAACAUUGAUCGAUGAGGAAAGGCUUUGUGCAGGUGUAGACAGUGAACAACUUCAGACAUCAGGCAGCGUCGCGGCUCAACUCUGCAACUUCAGCAUUCCUGAAUAUGCCUGCUCUUCAGUUGCGUCCUCUCUGUCCUCUGAUGACCUCGUCACGCUGCUGACCUGCAAGGCAUCAACGGUCAUGAGCAACAGCACAGAGAUGUGGAAGCUUUUCUUCCAGAAAGUCACUGGGGUUCUGGAGAAUGCGCUGUCCGUGUACUCCAGUCAGAACCUAAGCAACGGUCAUGCUGCAUCCAACAUUCUGGAUGCCAUUGGACAGCUGACAAUCAGCAACUUUAGCGCUUCACAGCUGACAAAUGCCAGCUUCAUUACAGCCUGGUUCCAGGAGCGUCUGAGACCGUUUUUGCCAUCUGUCUCUGUGGAGUUUCUAUCCUGCUUGAGUACCAAGAACUUCAGCUGUGACUCCUACCAAGCAGCGGUGCUGGGUCUCAGCCGUCAAUCAUCGCUCAUGGCAAUGGAGACAAAACAGGACGUCUUCAAUGCUUUCAUCAAACCCUUCCUCUCAAGAGCUGACCGAACAGAUGCUGCCUGUCUUUCCAAAAUGACGAGCAGCGCUGAAUGGCUUGAGAAGAACUUUGGCCUGUUCUCUGGCUAUGCUACUGUGGAGUUUUUAGAAGCCCUGAAUGUCAAUUUCUCCAGUUUGGGAUCGCUGUCACUGCUGAACCCUACUCAAGUAGCUGAAAUCACCCUGAGCUCUGGAGCGCUAAACAACACUGAUCAGAUCGUGGUUGUGUUUGACCGGCUGGAGAAAGGCGACGCUUUCCUGAACAUGAAGGAAUUUCUGACAGAACUAAAUGCAGCUCCAGAGAUUCCUGUCAUCAGCCCUGCUGUGAGUGACGUGAUGAUGAACCGCACCUUCGCAAUCAUUGAAGGCUAUUUCCGGAAAUUUGAGACUCACGAUUGGGUGGUGUGGUUCACCGUGAAUCUCGUUCCCAUCCUCCCCAGUUUCACCACAGAAAUGCUGGUUAAGGUCACAGCUUCAGUCAACUGCACCGACUACCGUGUGAUAGUUAAGGGAUUGGGAAUCAAUUUCCAGAGAAUGACAUUUACCAGGAGGCAGGAGAUAACCAAUGUUCUGGUCGAGCACCUAAAGACAACUGCUGCCAAAUUCAGCAUGCCAGGUUGCAGACAGAAAACUGAAAGCGCUGCUGAAUGGCUCGACACCAACUUGGGUCGAUUCUCCUCUUCAGCCAGUUACUCAGACCUCAAGUCCCUGAACAUUAGCAUGUUGGCAGCUCUGGGAUCCCUAGCACCCGAUCAGAAAGCAGAGCUACUGUUGGAUCCAUCCACCGAUGCUCUAGACAAUGUCACCGUGGUACAGGAGGUGUUGACCAGCAUACUGACGUCUCCAGAUGAGAAACAACUUGAGAUGUUUUUUGAAACAUUUGUGAAAGUCAGCAAAGUGGAAAGUAUAACCUACAUCGAAAAUGUGGCUGUCCGAGACACAAUGCUGAAUCUGACCAUGACUGCCCUGGCUCCCAAACUUCCCCUAUUUGAAACAAGCGACUAUGAGCUGUGGUUCCAAACCAAUCUGGUGGUCCUGCUGGCCAGCUUCAGUCCUACAGUGCUGGAAGUCAUCCCUGCCAACAUCACAUGCGAAUCUUACCAAGCAAUACUGGAAGGCAUGAAGAUAGCUUUGGCAGAUCUUCCGUCAGGAGUUGGAGUAGAGCUAAAUUCAAGUGUAGACACACUUCAACAUUCACCACCAAAAGCCUGCACGACUCCACCACCCACCACACCCCCCACAGUGCCCCCCACCAUGCCAUCCACCACACCGUCCCCAGUACCACCCACUGCACCACCGACCGUGUCCCCCACCGCUGUUUGCGAGGAAACAUUGAUCGAUGAGGAAAGGCUUUGUGCAGGUGUAGACAGUGAACAACUUCAGACAUCAGGCAGCGUCGCGGCUCAACUCUGCAACUUCAGCAUUCCUGAAUAUGCCUGCUCUUCAGUUGCGUCCUCUCUGUCCUCUGAUGACCUCGUCACGCUGCUGACCUGCAAGGCAUCAACGGUCAUGAGCAACAGCACAGAGAUGUGGAAGCUUUUCUUCCAGAAAGUCACUGGGGUUCUGGAGAAUGCGCUGUCCGUGUACUCCAGUCAGAACCUAAGCAACGGUCAUGCUGCAUCCAACAUUCUGGAUGCCAUUGGACAGCUGACAAUCAGCAACUUUAGCGCUUCACAGCUGACAAAUGCCAGCUUCAUUACAGCCUGGUUCCAGGAGCGUCUGAGACCGUUUUUGCCAUCUGUCUCUGUGGAGUUUCUAUCCUGCUUGAGUACCAAGAACUUCAGCUGUGACUCCUACCAAGCAGCGGUGCUGGGUCUCAGCCGUCAAUCAUCGCUCAUGGCAAUGGAGACAAAACAGGACGUCUUCAAUGCUUUCAUCAAACCCUUCCUCUCAAGAGCUGACCGAACAGAUGCUGCCUGUCUUUCCAAAAUGACGAGCAGCGCUGAAUGGCUUGAGAAGAACUUUGGCCUGUUCUCUGGCUAUGCUACUGUGGAGUUUUUAGAAGCCCUGAAUGUCAAUUUCUCCAGUUUGGGAUCGCUGUCACUGCUGAACCCUACUCAAGUAGCUGAAAUCACCCUGAGCUCUGGAGCGCUAAACAACACUGAUCAGAUCGUGGUUGUGUUUGACCGGCUGGAGAAAGGCGACGCUUUCCUGAACAUGAAGGAAUUUCUGACAGAACUAAAUGCAGCUCCAGAGAUUCCUGUCAUCAGCCCUGCUGUGAGUGACGUGAUGAUGAACCGCACCUUCGCAAUCAUUGAAGGCUAUUUCCGGAAAUUUGAGACUCACGAUUGGGUGGUGUGGUUCACCGUGAAUCUCGUUCCCAUCCUCCCCAGUUUCACCACAGAAAUGCUGGUUAAGGUCACAGCUUCAGUCAACUGCACCGACUACCGUGUGAUAGUUAAGGGAUUGGGAAUCAAUUUCCAGAGAAUGACAUUUACCAGGAGGCAGGAGAUAACCAAUGUUCUGGUCGAGCACCUAAAGACAACUGCUGCCAAAUUCAGCAUGCCAGGUUGCAGACAGAAAACUGAAAGCGCUGCUGAAUGGCUCGACACCAACUUGGGUCGAUUCUCCUCUUCAGCCAGUUACUCAGACCUCAAGUCCCUGAACAUUAGCAUGUUGGCAGCUCUGGGAUCCCUAGCACCCGAUCAGAAAGCAGAGCUACUGUUGGAUCCAUCCACCGAUGCUCUAGACAAUGUCACCGUGGUACAGGAGGUGUUGACCAGCAUACUGACGUCUCCAGAUGAGAAACAACUUGAGAUGUUUUUUGAAACAUUUGUGAAAGUCAGCAAAGUGGAAAGUAUAACCUACAUCGAAAAUGUGGCUGUCCGAGACACAAUGCUGAAUCUGACCAUGACUGCCCUGGCUCCCAAACUUCCCCUAUUUGAAACAAGCGACUAUGAGCUGUGGUUCCAAACCAAUCUGGUGGUCCUGCUGGCCAGCUUCAGUCCUACAGUGCUGGAAGUCAUCCCUGCCAACAUCACAUGCGAAUCUUACCAAGCAAUACUGGAAGGCAUGAAGAUAGCUUUGGCAGAUCUUCCGUCAGGAGUUGGAGUAGAGCUAAAUUCAAGUGUAGACACACUUCAACAUUCACCACCAAAAGCCUGCACGACUCCACCACCCACCACACCCCCCACAGUGCCCCCCACCAUGCCAUCCACCACACCGUCCCCAGUACCACCCACUGCACCACCGACCGUGUCCCCCACCGCUGUUUGCGAGGAAACAUUGAUCGAUGAGGAAAGGCUUUGUGCAGGUGUAGACAGUGAACAACUUCAGACAUCAGGCAGCGUCGCGGCUCAACUCUGCAACUUCAGCAUUCCUGAAUAUGCCUGCUCUUCAGUUGCGUCCUCUCUGUCCUCUGAUGACCUCGUCACGCUGCUGACCUGCAAGGCAUCAACGGUCAUGAGCAACAGCACAGAGAUGUGGAAGCUUUUCUUCCAGAAAGUCACUGGGGUUCUGGAGAAUGCGCUGUCCGUGUACUCCAGUCAGAACCUAAGCAACGGUCAUGCUGCAUCCAACAUUCUGGAUGCCAUUGGACAGCUGACAAUCAGCAACUUUAGCGCUUCACAGCUGACAAAUGCCAGCUUCAUUACAGCCUGGUUCCAGGAGCGUCUGAGACCGUUUUUGCCAUCUGUCUCUGUGGAGUUUCUAUCCUGCUUGAGUACCAAGAACUUCAGCUGUGACUCCUACCAAGCAGCGGUGCUGGGUCUCAGCCGUCAAUCAUCGCUCAUGGCAAUGGAGACAAAACAGGACGUCUUCAAUGCUUUCAUCAAACCCUUCCUCUCAAGAGCUGACCGAACAGAUGCUGCCUGUCUUUCCAAAAUGACGAGCAGCGCUGAAUGGCUUGAGAAGAACUUUGGCCUGUUCUCUGGCUAUGCUACUGUGGAGUUUUUAGAAGCCCUGAAUGUCAAUUUCUCCAGUUUGGGAUCGCUGUCACUGCUGAACCCUACUCAAGUAGCUGAAAUCACCCUGAGCUCUGGAGCGCUAAACAACACUGAUCAGAUCGUGGUUGUGUUUGACCGGCUGGAGAAAGGCGACGCUUUCCUGAACAUGAAGGAAUUUCUGACAGAACUAAAUGCAGCUCCAGAGAUUCCUGUCAUCAGCCCUGCUGUGAGUGACGUGAUGAUGAACCGCACCUUCGCAAUCAUUGAAGGCUAUUUCCGGAAAUUUGAGACUCACGAUUGGGUGGUGUGGUUCACCGUGAAUCUCGUUCCCAUCCUCCCCAGUUUCACCACAGAAAUGCUGGUUAAGGUCACAGCUUCAGUCAACUGCACCGACUACCGUGUGAUAGUUAAGGGAUUGGGAAUCAAUUUCCAGAGAAUGACAUUUACCAGGAGGCAGGAGAUAACCAAUGUUCUGGUCGAGCACCUAAAGACAACUGCUGCCAAAUUCAGCAUGCCAGGUUGCAGACAGAAAACUGAAAGCGCUGCUGAAUGGCUCGACACCAACUUGGGUCGAUUCUCCUCUUCAGCCAGUUACUCAGACCUCAAGUCCCUGAACAUUAGCAUGUUGGCAGCUCUGGGAUCCCUAGCACCCGAUCAGAAAGCAGAGCUACUGUUGGAUCCAUCCACCGAUGCUCUAGACAAUGUCACCGUGGUACAGGAGGUGUUGACCAGCAUACUGACGUCUCCAGAUGAGAAACAACUUGAGAUGUUUUUUGAAACAUUUGUGAAAGUCAGCAAAGUGGAAAGUAUAACCUACAUCGAAAAUGUGGCUGUCCGAGACACAAUGCUGAAUCUGACCAUGACUGCCCUGGCUCCCAAACUUCCCCUAUUUGAAACAAGCGACUAUGAGCUGUGGUUCCAAACCAAUCUGGUGGUCCUGCUGGCCAGCUUCAGUCCUACAGUGCUGGAAGUCAUCCCUGCCAACAUCACAUGCGAAUCUUACCAAGCAAUACUGGAAGGCAUGAAGAUAGCUUUGGCAGAUCUUCCGUCAGGAGUUGGAGUAGAGCUAAAUUCAAGUGUAGACACACUUCAACAUUCACCACCAAAAGCCUGCACGACUCCACCACCCACCACACCCCCCACAGUGCCCCCCACCAUGCCAUCCACCACACCGUCCCCAGUACCACCCACUGCACCACCGACCGUGUCCCCCACCGCUGUUUGCGAGGAAACAUUGAUCGAUGAGGAAAGGCUUUGUGCAGGUGUAGACAGUGAACAACUUCAGACAUCAGGCAGCGUCGCGGCUCAACUCUGCAACUUCAGCAUUCCUGAAUAUGCCUGCUCUUCAGUUGCGUCCUCUCUGUCCUCUGAUGACCUCGUCACGCUGCUGACCUGCAAGGCAUCAACGGUCAUGAGCAACAGCACAGAGAUGUGGAAGCUUUUCUUCCAGAAAGUCACUGGGGUUCUGGAGAAUGCGCUGUCCGUGUACUCCAGUCAGAACCUAAGCAACGGUCAUGCUGCAUCCAACAUUCUGGAUGCCAUUGGACAGCUGACAAUCAGCAACUUUAGCGCUUCACAGCUGACAAAUGCCAGCUUCAUUACAGCCUGGUUCCAGGAGCGUCUGAGACCGUUUUUGCCAUCUGUCUCUGUGGAGUUUCUAUCCUGCUUGAGUACCAAGAACUUCAGCUGUGACUCCUACCAAGCAGCGGUGCUGGGUCUCAGCCGUCAAUCAUCGCUCAUGGCAAUGGAGACAAAACAGGACGUCUUCAAUGCUUUCAUCAAACCCUUCCUCUCAAGAGCUGACCGAACAGAUGCUGCCUGUCUUUCCAAAAUGACGAGCAGCGCUGAAUGGCUUGAGAAGAACUUUGGCCUGUUCUCUGGCUAUGCUACUGUGGAGUUUUUAGAAGCCCUGAAUGUCAAUUUCUCCAGUUUGGGAUCGCUGUCACUGCUGAACCCUACUCAAGUAGCUGAAAUCACCCUGAGCUCUGGAGCGCUAAACAACACUGAUCAGAUCGUGGUUGUGUUUGACCGGCUGGAGAAAGGCGACGCUUUCCUGAACAUGAAGGAAUUUCUGACAGAACUAAAUGCAGCUCCAGAGAUUCCUGUCAUCAGCCCUGCUGUGAGUGACGUGAUGAUGAACCGCACCUUCGCAAUCAUUGAAGGCUAUUUCCGGAAAUUUGAGACUCACGAUUGGGUGGUGUGGUUCACCGUGAAUCUCGUUCCCAUCCUCCCCAGUUUCACCACAGAAAUGCUGGUUAAGGUCACAGCUUCAGUCAACUGCACCGACUACCGUGUGAUAGUUAAGGGAUUGGGAAUCAAUUUCCAGAGAAUGACAUUUACCAGGAGGCAGGAGAUAACCAAUGUUCUGGUCGAGCACCUAAAGACAACUGCUGCCAAAUUCAGCAUGCCAGGUUGCAGACAGAAAACUGAAAGCGCUGCUGAAUGGCUCGACACCAACUUGGGUCGAUUCUCCUCUUCAGCCAGUUACUCAGACCUCAAGUCCCUGAACAUUAGCAUGUUGGCAGCUCUGGGAUCCCUAGCACCCGAUCAGAAAGCAGAGCUACUGUUGGAUCCAUCCACCGAUGCUCUAGACAAUGUCACCGUGGUACAGGAGGUGUUGACCAGCAUACUGACGUCUCCAGAUGAGAAACAACUUGAGAUGUUUUUUGAAACAUUUGUGAAAGUCAGCAAAGUGGAAAGUAUAACCUACAUCGAAAAUGUGGCUGUCCGAGACACAAUGCUGAAUCUGACCAUGACUGCCCUGGCUCCCAAACUUCCCCUAUUUGAAACAAGCGACUAUGAGCUGUGGUUCCAAACCAAUCUGGUGGUCCUGCUGGCCAGCUUCAGUCCUACAGUGCUGGAAGUCAUCCCUGCCAACAUCACAUGCGAAUCUUACCAAGCAAUACUGGAAGGCAUGAAGAUAGCUUUGGCAGAUCUUCCGUCAGGAGUUGGAGUAGAGCUAAAUUCAAGUGUAGACACACUUCAACAUUCACCACCAAAAGCCUGCACGACUCCACCACCCACCACACCCCCCACAGUGCCCCCCACCAUGCCAUCCACCACACCGUCCCCAGUACCACCCACUGCACCACCGACCGUGUCCCCCACCGCUGUUUGCGAGGAAACAUUGAUCGAUGAGGAAAGGCUUUGUGCAGGUGUAGACAGUGAACAACUUCAGACAUCAGGCAGCGUCGCGGCUCAACUCUGCAACUUCAGCAUUCCUGAAUAUGCCUGCUCUUCAGUUGCGUCCUCUCUGUCCUCUGAUGACCUCGUCACGCUGCUGACCUGCAAGGCAUCAACGGUCAUGAGCAACAGCACAGAGAUGUGGAAGCUUUUCUUCCAGAAAGUCACUGGGGUUCUGGAGAAUGCGCUGUCCGUGUACUCCAGUCAGAACCUAAGCAACGGUCAUGCUGCAUCCAACAUUCUGGAUGCCAUUGGACAGCUGACAAUCAGCAACUUUAGCGCUUCACAGCUGACAAAUGCCAGCUUCAUUACAGCCUGGUUCCAGGAGCGUCUGAGACCGUUUUUGCCAUCUGUCUCUGUGGAGUUUCUAUCCUGCUUGAGUACCAAGAACUUCAGCUGUGACUCCUACCAAGCAGCGGUGCUGGGUCUCAGCCGUCAAUCAUCGCUCAUGGCAAUGGAGACAAAACAGGACGUCUUCAAUGCUUUCAUCAAACCCUUCCUCUCAAGAGCUGACCGAACAGAUGCUGCCUGUCUUUCCAAAAUGACGAGCAGCGCUGAAUGGCUUGAGAAGAACUUUGGCCUGUUCUCUGGCUAUGCUACUGUGGAGUUUUUAGAAGCCCUGAAUGUCAAUUUCUCCAGUUUGGGAUCGCUGUCACUGCUGAACCCUACUCAAGUAGCUGAAAUCACCCUGAGCUCUGGAGCGCUAAACAACACUGAUCAGAUCGUGGUUGUGUUUGACCGGCUGGAGAAAGGCGACGCUUUCCUGAACAUGAAGGAAUUUCUGACAGAACUAAAUGCAGCUCCAGAGAUUCCUGUCAUCAGCCCUGCUGUGAGUGACGUGAUGAUGAACCGCACCUUCGCAAUCAUUGAAGGCUAUUUCCGGAAAUUUGAGACUCACGAUUGGGUGGUGUGGUUCACCGUGAAUCUCGUUCCCAUCCUCCCCAGUUUCACCACAGAAAUGCUGGUUAAGGUCACAGCUUCAGUCAACUGCACCGACUACCGUGUGAUAGUUAAGGGAUUGGGAAUCAAUUUCCAGAGAAUGACAUUUACCAGGAGGCAGGAGAUAACCAAUGUUCUGGUCGAGCACCUAAAGACAACUGCUGCCAAAUUCAGCAUGCCAGGUUGCAGACAGAAAACUGAAAGCGCUGCUGAAUGGCUCGACACCAACUUGGGUCGAUUCUCCUCUUCAGCCAGUUACUCAGACCUCAAGUCCCUGAACAUUAGCAUGUUGGCAGCUCUGGGAUCCCUAGCACCCGAUCAGAAAGCAGAGCUACUGUUGGAUCCAUCCACCGAUGCUCUAGACAAUGUCACCGUGGUACAGGAGGUGUUGACCAGCAUACUGACGUCUCCAGAUGAGAAACAACUUGAGAUGUUUUUUGAAACAUUUGUGAAAGUCAGCAAAGUGGAAAGUAUAACCUACAUCGAAAAUGUGGCUGUCCGAGACACAAUGCUGAAUCUGACCAUGACUGCCCUGGCUCCCAAACUUCCCCUAUUUGAAACAAGCGACUAUGAGCUGUGGUUCCAAACCAAUCUGGUGGUCCUGCUGGCCAGCUUCAGUCCUACAGUGCUGGAAGUCAUCCCUGCCAACAUCACAUGCGAAUCUUACCAAGCAAUACUGGAAGGCAUGAAGAUAGCUUUGGCAGAUCUUCCGUCAGGAGUUGGAGUAGAGCUAAAUUCAAGUGUAGACACACUUCAACAUUCACCACCAAAAGCCUGCACGACUCCACCACCCACCACACCCCCCACAGUGCCCCCCACCAUGCCAUCCACCACACCGUCCCCAGUACCACCCACUGCACCACCGACCGUGUCCCCCACCGCUGUUUGCGAGGAAACAUUGAUCGAUGAGGAAAGGCUUUGUGCAGGUGUAGACAGUGAACAACUUCAGACAUCAGGCAGCGUCGCGGCUCAACUCUGCAACUUCAGCAUUCCUGAAUAUGCCUGCUCUUCAGUUGCGUCCUCUCUGUCCUCUGAUGACCUCGUCACGCUGCUGACCUGCAAGGCAUCAACGGUCAUGAGCAACAGCACAGAGAUGUGGAAGCUUUUCUUCCAGAAAGUCACUGGGGUUCUGGAGAAUGCGCUGUCCGUGUACUCCAGUCAGAACCUAAGCAACGGUCAUGCUGCAUCCAACAUUCUGGAUGCCAUUGGACAGCUGACAAUCAGCAACUUUAGCGCUUCACAGCUGACAAAUGCCAGCUUCAUUACAGCCUGGUUCCAGGAGCGUCUGAGACCGUUUUUGCCAUCUGUCUCUGUGGAGUUUCUAUCCUGCUUGAGUACCAAGAACUUCAGCUGUGACUCCUACCAAGCAGCGGUGCUGGGUCUCAGCCGUCAAUCAUCGCUCAUGGCAAUGGAGACAAAACAGGACGUCUUCAAUGCUUUCAUCAAACCCUUCCUCUCAAGAGCUGACCGAACAGAUGCUGCCUGUCUUUCCAAAAUGACGAGCAGCGCUGAAUGGCUUGAGAAGAACUUUGGCCUGUUCUCUGGCUAUGCUACUGUGGAGUUUUUAGAAGCCCUGAAUGUCAAUUUCUCCAGUUUGGGAUCGCUGUCACUGCUGAACCCUACUCAAGUAGCUGAAAUCACCCUGAGCUCUGGAGCGCUAAACAACACUGAUCAGAUCGUGGUUGUGUUUGACCGGCUGGAGAAAGGCGACGCUUUCCUGAACAUGAAGGAAUUUCUGACAGAACUAAAUGCAGCUCCAGAGAUUCCUGUCAUCAGCUCUGCUGUGAGUGACGUGAUGAUGAACCGCACCUUCGCAAUCAUUGAAGGCUAUUUCCGGAAAUUUGAGACUCACGAUUGGGUGGUGUGGUUCACCGUGAAUCUCGUUCCCAUCCUCCCCAGUUUCACCACAGAAAUGCUGGUUAAGGUCACAGCUUCAGUCAACUGCACCGACUACCGUGUGAUAGUUAAGGGAUUGGGAAUCAAUUUCCAGAGAAUGACAUUUACCAGGAGGCAGGAGAUAACCAAUGUUCUGGUCGAGCACCUAAAGACAACUGCUGCCAAAUUCAGCAUGCCAGGUUGCAGACAGAAAACUGAAAGCGCUGCUGAAUGGCUCGACACCAACUUGGGUCGAUUCUCCUCUUUAGCCAGUUACUCAGACCUCAAGUCCCUGAACAUUAGCAUGUUGGCAGCUCUGGGAUCCCUAGCACCCGAUCAGAAAGCAGAGCUACUGUUGGAUCCAUCCACCGAUGCUCUAGACAAUGUCACCGUGGUACAGGAGGUGUUGACCAGCAUACUGACGUCUCCAGAUGAGAAACAACUUGAGAUGUUUUUUGAAACAUUUGUGAAAGUCAGCAAAGUGGAAAGUAUAACCUACAUCGAAAACGUGGCUGUCCGAGACACAAUGCUGAAUCUGACCAUGACUGCCCUGGCUCCCAAACUUCCCCUAUUUGAAACAAGCGACUAUGAGCUGUGGUUCCAAACCAAUCUGGUGGUCCUGCUGGCCAGCUUCAGUCCUACAGUGCUGGAAGUCAUCCCUGCCAACAUCACAUGCGAAUCUUACCAAGCAAUACUGGAAGGCAUGAAGAUAGCUUUGGCAGAUCUUCCGUCAGGAGUUGGAGUAGAGCUAAAUUCAAGUGUAGACACACUUCAACAUUCACCACCAAAAGCCUGCACGACUCCACCACCCACCACACCCCCCACAGUGCCCCCCACCAUGCCAUCCACCACACCGUCCCCAGUACCACCCACUGCACCACCGACCGUGUCCCCCACCGCUGUUUGCGAGGAAACAUUGAUCGAUGAGGAAAGGCUUUGUGCAGGUGUAGACAGUGAACAACUUCAGACAUCAGGCAGCGUCGCGGCUCAACUCUGCAACUUCAGCAUUCCUGAAUAUGCCUGCUCUUCAGUUGCGUCCUCUCUGUCCUCUGAUGACCUCGUCACGCUGCUGACCUGCAAGGCAUCAACGGUCAUGAGCAACAGCACAGAGAUGUGGAAGCUUUUCUUCCAGAAAGUCACUGGGGUUCUGGAGAAUGCGCUGUCCGUGUACUCCAGUCAGAACCUAAGCAACGGUCAUGCUGUAUCCAACAUUCUGGAUGCCAUUGGACAGCUGACAAUCAGCAACUUUAGCGCUUCACAGCUGACAAAUGCCAGCUUCAUUACAGCCUGGUUCCAGGAGCGUCUGAGACCGUUUUUGCCAUCUGUCUCUGUGGAGUUUCUAUCCUGCUUGAGUACCAAGAACUUCAGCUGUGACUCCUACCAAGCAGCGGUGCUGGGUCUCAGCCGUCAAUCAUCGCUCAUGGCAAUGGAGACAAAACAGGACGUCUUCAAUGCUUUCAUCAAACCCUUCCUCUCAAGAGCUGACCGAACAGAUGCUGCCUGUCUUUCCAAAAUGACGAGCAGCGCUGAAUGGCUUGAGAAGAACUUUGGCCUGUUCUCUGGCUAUGCUACUGUGGAGUUUUUAGAAGCCCUGAAUGUCAAUUUCUCCAGUUUGGGAUCGCUGUCACUGCUGAACCCUACUCAAGUAGCUGAAAUCACCCUGAGCUCUGGAGCGCUAAACAACACUGAUCAGAUCGUGGUUGUGUUUGACCGGCUGGAGAAAGGCGACGCUUUCCUGAACAUGAAGGAAUUUCUGACAGAACUAAAUGCAGCUCCAGAGAUUCCUGUCAUCAGCCCUGCUGUGAGUGACGUGAUGAUGAACCGCACCUUCGCAAUCAUUGAAGGCUAUUUCCGGAAAUUUGAGACUCACGAUUGGGUGGUGUGGUUCACCGUGAAUCUCGUUCCCAUCCUCCCCAGUUUCACCACAGAAAUGCUGGUUAAGGUCACAGCUUCAGUCAACUGCACCGACUACCGUGUGAUAGUUAAGGGAUUGGGAAUCAAUUUCCAGAGAAUGACAUUUACCAGGAGGCAGGAGAUAACCAAUGUUCUGGUCGAGCACCUAAAGACAACUGCUGCCAAAUUCAGCAUGCCAGGUUGCAGACAGAAAACUGAAAGCGCUGCUGAAUGGCUCGACACCAACUUGGGUCGAUUCUCCUCUUUAGCCAGUUACUCAGACCUCAAGUCCCUGAACAUUAGCAUGUUGGCAGCUCUGGGAUCCCUAGCACCCGAUCAGAAAGCAGAGCUACUGUUGGAUCCAUCCACCGAUGCUCUAGACAAUGUCACCGUGGUACAGGAGGUGUUGACCAGCAUACUGACGUCUCCAGAUGAGAAACAACUUGAGAUGUUUUUUGAAACAUUUGUGAAAGUCAGCAAAGUGGAAAGUAUAACCUACAUCGAAAAUGUGGCUGUCCGAGACACAAUGCUGAAUCUGACCAUGACUGCCCUGGCUCCCAAACUUCCCCUAUUUGAAACAAGCGACUAUGAGCUGUGGUUCCAAACCAAUCUGGUGGUCCUGCUGGCCAGCUUCAGUCCUACAGUGCUGGAAGUCAUCCCUGCCAACAUCACAUGCGAAUCUUACCAAGCAAUACUGGAAGGCAUGAAGAUAGCUUUGGCAGAUCUUCCGUCAGGAGUUGGAGUAGAGCUAAAUUCAAGUGUAGACACACUUCAACAUUCACCACCAAAAGCCUGCACGACUCCACCACCCACCACACCCCCCACAGUGCCCCCCACCAUGCCAUCCACCACACCGUCCCCAGUACCACCCACUGCACCACCGACCGUGUCCCCCACCGCUGUUUGCGAGGAAACAUUGAUCGAUGAGGAAAGGCUUUGUGCAGGUGUAGACAGUGAACAACUUCAGACAUCAGGCAGCGUCGCGGCUCAACUCUGCAACUUCAGCAUUCCUGAAUAUGCCUGCUCUUCAGUUGCGUCCUCUCUGUCCUCUGAUGACCUCGUCACGCUGCUGACCUGCAAGGCAUCAACGGUCAUGAGCAACAGCACAGAGAUGUGGAAGCUUUUCUUCCAGAAAGUCACUGGGGUUCUGGAGAAUGCGCUGUCCGUGUACUCCAGUCAGAACCUAAGCAACGGUCAUGCUGCAUCCAACAUUCUGGAUGCCAUUGGACAGCUGACAAUCAGCAACUUUAGCGCUUCACAGCUGACAAAUGCCAGCUUCAUUACAGCCUGGUUCCAGGAGCGUCUGAGACCGUUUUUGCCAUCUGUCUCUGUGGAGUUUCUAUCCUGCUUGAGUACCAAGAACUUCAGCUGUGACUCCUACCAAGCAGCGGUGCUGGGUCUCAGCCGUCAAUCAUCGCUCAUGGCAAUGGAGACAAAACAGGACGUCUUCAAUGCUUUCAUCAAACCCUUCCUCUCAAGAGCUGACCGAACAGAUGCUGCCUGUCUUUCCAAAAUGACGAGCAGCGCUGAAUGGCUUGAGAAGAACUUUGGCCUGUUCUCUGGCUAUGCUACUGUGGAGUUUUUAGAAGCCCUGAAUGUCAAUUUCUCCAGUUUGGGAUCGCUGUCACUGCUGAACCCUACUCAAGUAGCUGAAAUCACCCUGAGCUCUGGAGCGCUAAACAACACUGAUCAGAUCGUGGUUGUGUUUGACCGGCUGGAGAAAGGCGACGCUUUCCUGAACAUGAAGGAAUUUCUGACAGAACUAAAUGCAGCUCCAGAGAUUCCUGUCAUCAGCCCUGCUGUGAGUGACGUGAUGAUGAACCGCACCUUCGCAAUCAUUGAAGGCUAUUUCCGGAAAUUUGAGACUCACGAUUGGGUGGUGUGGUUCACCGUGAAUCUCGUUCCCAUCCUCCCCAGUUUCACCACAGAAAUGCUGGUUAAGGUCACAGCUUCAGUCAACUGCACCGACUACCGUGUGAUAGUUAAGGGAUUGGGAAUCAAUUUCCAGAGAAUGACAUUUACCAGGAGGCAGGAGAUAACCAAUGUUCUGGUCGAGCACCUAAAGACAACUGCUGCCAAAUUCAGCAUGCCAGGUUGCAGACAGAAAACUGAAAGCGCUGCUGAAUGGCUCGACACCAACUUGGGUCGAUUCUCCUCUUUAGCCAGUUACUCAGACCUCAAGUCCCUGAACAUUAGCAUGUUGGCAGCUCUGGGAUCCCUAGCACCCGAUCAGAAAGCAGAGCUACUGCUGGAUCCAUCCACCGAUGCUCUAGACAAUGUCACCGUGGUACAGGAGGUGUUGACCAGCAUACUGACGUCUCCAGAUGAGAAACAACUUGAGAUGUUUUUUGAAACAUUUGUGAAAGUCAGCAAAGUGGAAAGUAUAACCUACAUCGAAAAUGUGGCUGUCCGAGACACAAUGCUGAAUCUGACCAUGACUGCCCUGGCUCCCAAACUUCCCCUAUUUGAAACAAGCGACUAUGAGCUGUGGUUCCAAACCAAUCUGGUGGUCCUGCUGGCCAGCUUCAGUCCUACAGUGCUGGAAGUCAUCCCUGCCAACAUCACAUGCGAAUCUUACCAAGCAAUACUGGAAGGCAUGAAGAUAGCUUUGGCAGAUCUUCCGUCAGGAGUUGGAGUAGAGCUAAAUUCAAGUGUAGACAAACUUCAACAUUCACCACCAAAAGCCUGCAUGACUGCACCACCCACCACACCCCCCACAGUGCCCCCCACCAUGCCAUACACUUUGACACCAACUGCUCCAAACACUGGGCCACCGAUUGCUCAACCCACUGCAACCCCCACUAUGCCAUCCACCACACCAUCCACGGUACCACCCACUGCACCACCCACCACCCUCACAGUACUCCCCACACUGACAUACACCAUGCUACCCACUUCUCCAAACACUGUGCCACCCAUUGUUCCACCCACUGCACCACCCACCACACCCCCUACAGCAGCCCCCACGCUGCCAUACACAAUGCCAAACACUGCUCCAAACACUGCGCCACCUAUUGCUUCACCUACUGCAACCCCCACCAUGCUAUCCACCACACCUAUUACAGUACCACCCACUGCACCACCCACCACAGUACCCCCCACGGUGCCAUACACCAUGCCACCCACUGCUCUAAACACUGCGACAGCUAUUGCUCCACCCACUGCUUCUCCCACCAUGUCAUCCACUACACUAUCCACGGUAGCACCACCCACCACACCACCUACAGCACCCCCCACGCUUCCAUACACCAUGCCACCCACUGCUCUAAACACUGCGACAGUUAUUGCUCCACCCACUGCAUCUCCCACCAUGCCAUCCACUACACUAUCCACAGUAGCACCCACUGCACCACCCACCACACCCCCCACAGUUCCCUCCACACUGCCAUACACCAUGCCACCCACUUCUUCAAACACUGUGCCACCAAUAUCUCCACCCACUGCAACCCCCACUAUGCCAUCCACAGUACCACCCACUGCACCACCCACCACACCUCCUACAGCACCCCCCACGCUUCCAUACACCAUGCCACCCACUUCUCCAAACACUGCGCCACCUAUUGCUUCACCUACUGCAACCCCCACCAUGCCAUCCACCACACCUACUACAAUACCACCCACUGCACCACCCACCACACCCCCCACAGUACCCCCCACGCUGCCAUACACCAUGCCACCCACUGCUCUAAACACUGCGACAGCUAUUGCUACACCCACUGCAUCUCCCACCAUGCCAUCCACUACAUUAUCCACAGUAGCACCCACUGCACCACCCACCACACCCCCCACAGUUCCCUCCACACUGCCAUACACCAUGCCACCCACUUUUCCAAACACUGUGCCACCAAUAUCUCCAUCCACUGCAACCCCCACUAUGCCAUCCACCACACCAUUUACAGUACCACCCACCACAGCCCCUACAGCACCCCCCACGCUUCCAUACACCAUGCCACCCACUGCUCUAAACACUGUGACAGUUAUUGCUCCACUCACUGCAUCUCCCACCAUGCCAUCCACUGCACCAUCCACAGUAGCACCCCCCACAGUUCUCUCCACACUGCCAUACACCAUGCCACCCACUUCUCCAAACACUGUGCCACCGAUAUCUCCACCCACUGCAACCCCCACUAUGCCAUCCACCACACCAUCCACAGUAUCACAGACUGCACCAGCCACCACACCCCACACAGUACCCCCCACACUGCCAUACACCGUGCCACCCACUUCUCCAAACACUGUGCCAUCUAUUUCUCCAACCACUGCACCACCCACCACAUCUUCUACAGAACCCCCCAUGCUGCCAUACACCAUGCCACCCACUGCUCUAAACACUGCGACAGCUAUUGCUCCACCCACUGCUUCUCCCACUAUGCCAUCCAUUACACCAUCCACAGUACCACCUACUGCACCACCCACCACAGCUCCCACAGUACCCCCCACGCUGCCAUACACCGUGCCACCCACUUCUCCAAACACUGUGCCACCUAUUGCUCCAACCACUGCACCACCCACCACAUCUUCUACAGUACCCCCCACGCUGCCAUACACCAUGCCACCCACUGCUCUAAACACUGCAACAGUUAUUGCCCCACCCACUUCAUCUCCCACCAUGGCAUCCACUACACUAUCCAUGGUAGCACCCACUGCACCACCCACCACACCCCCUACAGCGCCCCCUACGCUGCCAUACACCAUGCCACCCACUGCUCUAAACACUGCGACAGCUAUUGCUCCACCCACUGCAUCUCCCACCAUGCCAUCCAUUACACCAUCCACAGUAGCAGCCACUGCACCACCCACCACACUGCCAUACAGUAUGCCACCCACUGCUAAAAACACUGUGCCACCUAUUGCUCCACCCACUGCAACCCCCACCUUGCCAUCCACCACACCAUCCACAGUACCACCCACUGCAACAACUACCACACUCUCCACAGUGCCCCCCACCUUGCCAUCCACCACACCAUCCACAGUACCACCCACUGCACCACCGACCGUGUCCCCCACCGCUGUUUGCGAGGAAACAUUGAUCGAUGAGGAAAGGCUUUGUGCAGGUGUAGACAGUGAACAACUUCAGACAUCAGGCAGCGUCGCGGCUCAACUCUGCAACUUCAGCAUUCCUGAAUAUGCCUGCUCUUCAGUUGCGUCCUCUCUGUCCUCUGAUGACCUCGUCAUGCUGCUGACCUGCAAGGCAUCAACGGUCAUGAGCAACAGCACAGAGAUGUGGAAGCUUUUCUUCCAGAAAGUCACUGGGGUUCUGGAGAAUGCGCUGUCCGUGUACUCUAGUCAGAACCUAAGCAACGGUCAUGCUGUAUCCAACAUUCUGGAUGCCAUUGGACAGCUGACAAUCAGCAACUUUAGCGCUUCACAGCUGACAAAUGCCAGCUUCAUUACAGCCUGGUUCCAGGAGCGUCUGAGACCGUUUUUGCCAUCUGUCUCUGUGGAGUUUCUAUCCUGCUUGAGUACCAAGAACUUCAGCUGUGACUCCUACCAAGCAGCGGUGCUGGGUCUCAGCCGUCAAUCAUCGCUCAUGGCAAUGGAGACAAAACAGGACGUCUUCAAUGCUUUCAUCAAACCCUUCCUCUCAAGAGCUGACCGAACAGAUGCUGCCUGUCUUUCCAAAAUGACGAGCAGCGCUGAAUGGCUUGAGAAGAACUUUGGCCUGUUCUCUGGCUAUGCUACUGUGGAGUUUUUAGAAGCCCUGAAUGUCAAUUUCUCCAGUUUGGGAUCGCUGUCACUGCUGAACCCUACUCAAGUAGCUGAAAUCACCCUGAGCUCUGGAGCGCUAAACAACACUGAUCAGAUCGUGGUUGUGUUUGACCGGCUGGAGAAAGGCGACGCUUUCCUGAACAUGAAGGAAUUUCUGACAGAACUAAAUGCAGCUCCAGAGAUUCCUGUCAUCAGCCCUGCUGUGAGUGACGUGAUGAUGAACCGCACCUUCGCAAUCAUUGAAGGCUAUUUCCGGAAAUUUGAGACUCACGAUUGGGUGGUGUGGUUCACCGUGAAUCUCGUUCCCAUCCUCCCCAGUUUCACCACAGAAAUGCUGGUUAAGGUCACAGCUUCAGUCAACUGCACCGACUACCGUGUGAUUGUUAAAGGUCUUAGUAAGGUUUAUUCUCAAAUGCCUGUCCAAAGAAGAAAGGAAAUUGCUGCAGGUCUAGUGGCACACCUUAAACAAAUUGUCUACCAGAUCAAUCAGCCAGCCUGCAAACAGGGCAUCACAAAUGAUUCUGACUGGCUGCAAAUGAACCUUGGUCAGUUCUUCAACUAUGUGCCUUAUUCGGACCUAGCCGCAUUCAACAUCUCAUCGGAAGCCGUGUUUGGCUCUCUAACUGAUGAACAGAAGGUUGAGCGUAUCCUGAUCCCGGGUCUCCUGGAGGACGAAACCUCUGUCAGACAACUCUUUGCAUCUGUUGUAAACUCUCAAAACCAGUUAAAACAGUUCUUCAUCACAUUCACUAGCAUGUCUGCACAGAGGAACGUCUUUAGUGUCAGCACUACUGUGAGCAGCGUCAUUCUGAACAUGACACUGGUGGCCCUGGAGGACAGAUUCCAAAACUUCUUUCCGCAGACAUUUGCUGAUUGGUUCCAGACUUACCUUCGCAUUUUCCUCCCUGGGAUCGGGCCAAACACCCUCUCUGUCAUCCCCUUGACCAUCAACUGCGAUUCUUACACAGAAAUUGUGAGAGGCUGUGAUGAUGUAUUCAGCAAACUCACAUCGGUACAGACCAAUGAUGUCUACAGAUUCACAAUGGACUAUCUGACCCAUAAGCCCAGUCCAGGAAGCUCCUGUGUUCAGGGCACGAGCAACAGCUCAGACUGGCUGAUGAAGAGUUUCGGGCGGUUCAGCAUGUGGGCCAGCUUCAGUGACCUGAUCAGCCUGAAUAAAGACUUUGAUGGGGUUGAAGCCGCAGCUCUCUUGACUCCACCUCAGCUGGCUCAGCUUUGCUCCGCCCCCUCGCGCCUCAGCGGGCCGCAGGACGUGCAGACUGUGAUGAGUGUGCUCGACACGCAGCAGCUCACACUCUUCUUCAAUGAUCUCUCUCAAAAUAUCUCAGUGAGCGGUCUGGUGUACCCUGCGCAGCUGAAGCAGGCGUUCCUGCAGGUGGUGUUGAACAGACGGGAUCUGUGGUCUUCUUCUCUCAGUGAUGCGGAAGUGUCGCUCUGGCUCACGGUUCGACUGCGCCCCCUCCUGUCUUCUCUGACUGCCUCUGAUGUCUCGCCGUAUUUCGCCAUCGUCGCUUCUCGAGGCUGUGGCGUCAGACAGACGGCAGUGACUGAGCUGAACACUCUGAGAACGGCUCUUGAUGGAAACACACAGCGUGAGAUCUACAACAGCAUCCUACAGUUACUCACAGGUUCUCCUCUGCGCUGUUACACAGGCGGCAGCUUCCUCCUGUUCCUCCGGUCCUCCUUCCAGCAGUUCGGUCUCCCAGAUCUGAGCAGUGUCUUGUCCCUGAUCCCGCAGGCCAGCCGGACACAGGUGCUGAGCUCCAUGUCUCCAUCAGAGCUCAGUGAGUUCCUGAACGUUACUCAAGCCGUCGGGAGCUCAUCUGGGCUUUGUGAACUGCUCAGCGCGUACAACCAGACGGCAGUGUAUCUGCAGACGGCGCCGCUGGGCUCGCAGGCUUUGGCCCGUCAGGUGUUGACCUGCGUCUGGCCUGGAGUUCUGCAACUGAACGGCCCGUCUGAGGUGAACGAGUGGUUUGACCUGCGGCUGCUGAGAUACCUGCCAUUGCUCACCUUACAGCUUAUAAGCCCCGCAGAGCUCCAGAGCGCCUCCUGCCUGUCAUACAGAAAACUUAUUUCAGUACUUGGAAAAAACUACAACUACUCUGAGACUAACUUCAGCCCAGAGGAUGUGUACAGCUCCAUCAAGGAGUAUCUCAGCAAUGAUGGUUCUCCGCGGUGUUAUAACGCAGCCGAUCCUCAGCUGAACUCCACAGACUGGUUUGUCAGCUACAUCGGAGUCUUCAUCAGCUACGUCAGUCUGUCCGAUCUCAACUCCUUUGUGUCGUCUGACCAGAUCGGUGUGUUCUUAGAGGACCCGGGAAACCUUCAGCUGCUCAACAGCACCGCGGGCAUCCAGUCCAGCGUAGUGGAGUACUACAUCACACAGCUCUACAUCCUGGACCAGUACUUUAAUCCCAUGAGUGUGCCACCGCAGUUCCUCUGUGAUAUCCCUGCCGUGGCGUUUGAGCCUCUCAGUGAAGCAGACAGUUUGCGUCUCAUCCAAAGCAUCAACAUGUACUGCAACGGCACCCAGAACCCUCAGAUCACGGCUGCCCUCACAGAUAAUCUGCCCUCGCUGUCCUCCAACACCAUCGAGCUGCUGGGCAAUCAGAGCGUGGGGCUGACGGAGGGCCAGAUUAGCGCCGCUCCGCCCGCUGUUAUCAGGAGCUCUCUGGCCACGCUGAGCUCUGUGGACGGCUGGAGUCAGGGCCAGGCCGACGCCAUCGUGCAGACGCUCAUACAGUCCAACUAUGUGAUCGACAGCGACUCGUCUCUCUUGGCUCUCGGCACGCUGGUCAAAGGUCUUCCGUCAGACACACUCUCCAGCAUCCAGCCCUCCACACUGCUCUCCGUAUCCCAGAACCCCACAUUCAUCAGCAACAUGGUGGCGGCACCGCAGGUCCUGCAGAUGGUGUACGUCAUGCAGAUUGUGUCCAUCGAUGUCACACAAGUUCUGCAGAACGUUCCGGAUCAGCUGGCCAGCUCCAUCCCACCGGUGCUGCUGGCUCCACAGGGCUCUGUGAACCUUAGCCUGAUCAACCAGAAGCAGUGGACGCAGGAGCAGGCUCUGGUGUUGUUCAGCUCAGUGGCGAGUGUCAGUCAAGAUACAGAGGAGCUGUCGGUGCCGGUCCUGCAGGGUUUCAGCUGUACGUCAGUGCAGACGGUCAGCACACAGAAGGUGAAGCAGAUGGUCAGAUCCUGCAGACACAGACCCGGCCGGAGUAAGGUGCAGCUGCAGGAGAGUCAGCUCAUGUGCAUGAACAACUAUGUGAAAGACGAGCCUCUGUCCAGCUUCUCUGAUUUACCUGCAGAGGUGCUACUCUACUACAGCUAUGACAAUGUCCAGCCGGUGAACUGCAGAUCAUACUUCAGUGCCGUGGGUCAGGCAGAUUACUCGGUCCUCUCCAGCGUCCUCAACAAACCGGCUGCUCUGUUCGCCAACGCACGCAGCUGCCUGGGCAUCACGGGUAACAGUCUCAGUAAAGAUCAGAUUGCGGUUCUGGGUAACCUGACGUGUACGCUGGACCCCGUCUACAUCCCCAACUCUGACCCGUCCAUCAUCGAGAGCCUGAAGAACUGUGUGGAGCUGUCGGACGCUCAGAUCUCUGCGGUUCAGCGGCUGCUGCUGUCAGGAAACACAUCUUACGGGAACUCCUCCACAUGGGGUCAGCAGACGCUGCAGAGGCUGGCUAAGAUCCCGCUGUACUUCACCAACUCCUUCUGGAGUCUCUUCAGUGCGACUGUGAAGAAGAACUUCAUGACCACGUUCAUGCCGUAUCUGAGGUCUAUAAACACAGACAAGACCAAACUGAAGACGCUGUUUAGCAACUGCAACAGUGGGUUAUCUAGGAGCAGAUUGAGCCGCUCCACAGCAUGCACUGUGGGAAACAUCACUGCAGCCACUAUAGCAGACCCCUCUUUCCCGCUCGGAUACACCGUGGACCAGUUUGACGCCUGUUUGGAGCCCGGAGUCCUGAAGGAUACCCUGACGGCGGUGGCACAGAAGGUGGACGACAGCAGCUUCCAGAGAGUCAUUCUGAACAAACUAAAGCAGGUGUAUCCCGCUGGUCUGGCUGACGGUGUGGUGAAGGAUCUGGGCUCAGUGUCUCGUCAGGCCUCAGUGCAGGAGAUCAGCAGCUGGAACAUCAGCAGCCUCGACACACUGGCGACACUCAUGGACAAAAGCAACGGCAACUGGAGCACUGCUCAGAGUCAGCAGGUGAUCCUCAGGUAUCUGAGUGUAAAGGGCAACAGUUUGGGCAGUAAUGAACUGAACAUCAUCAAGUCAAGCCUGUGCUCACUGAACAUCUCCACCCUUCAGAACAUCACACCUGCAGUUCUGAGGAAUGCGAAGGCUCUGGAUCUGUCCUCGUGUUCGUCUGAGCAGCAGUCGGUUCUCUACAUCACCGCUAACUCCUCAUUCAGAGCUCAACUCAGCAACGGCCCUGCUUACUACCACAUGAUCAGCCCUUACCUCGGAAUGUCCAACUUGGAGAUGAUGCCUUAA